CCUGCCCGUGAGCAAUCUCCCAACUCAUCUCUGCUUUGUCGCCUUGGGCCUGGCUACUCUCAUAUUCUCUCUGGUAGAAGUCUGUUUUUGAGAGAUGAGUAGUAUUGUUUAAAUGGCAAUCUCCUUGCAUAAUAUUGCACUCUUUCUGCUACUUUGACAGGUCGUGAUAAAUCCAGUUGGGAGAAAGCGAAACCAUUCGAUAAAUUCCGUGUUCUCAAAGUCAAGUAACUGAAAAAUAGUAUAUUGAAAUCUAACUUAUAUUAAAUUAGAUUCGACAUAGAAAGCUGCCAGAGUUGUAUCGGCUAACUUGAAUGAAGCCGAUUGCUUUUAGAUUCAUUCUGAUGUUUUUUGGACAACGAGUAGGUGGUGGCGUAUUUGUGCAAAAACAAAUACUGGAUGAAAGCUCAACCGCUAGCAAAUCACGAUCAUUCUGAUCAGCCGAUCAAGAUCGUAAUAAGAUCAUGUCCGCGAUUUUAAAUUAACAGUCUAGGUUUAGAAAUAAACGCUUCAAAAAUUCAACUACACCUCGACGAAUUUACCUCUACUUUUUCGUACACAAAACCAAGGACGUACUCCAAGAAAUGUUGCAAAACACGGAAGAAAUGAUACUAAUGUAACCAAGAAAGGAAGACAGUUUGGAUGCAGGCAUGUCACGAGAUAAAUCCGUUAUCGAUGGAGGAACAUAUCGAUAUGCAAUUGUCCUCUAGUGAUCGAAAUGAAGCUUCAAUGCAGGCAAGCAUGACUGACAUAGAAGUUAUACCUUGGUCCUUGCGAACAAUCCUCCAGCGAGUCUGCCUUUCAAUAUGCAUCUUUCAAGGUGAUAUCAAGGCUCUUAGUUCAUUGAUCAGAACACAUGACAUCUCGGAGAAGGACAAACAAGGAAAUACACCUUUGCAUUUAGCAGUUAUGUUAGGUAGAAAAGAAUGUGUUCAGUUACUACUCGCACAUGGUGCACCUGUAAAAGUAAAGAACCUUGUGGGAUGGAGUCCUUUAGCGGAAGCGAUUAGUUAUGGGGACAGACAGACUAUAUCUUCAUUAGUAAGGAAGCUUAAGCAACAAGCAAGAGAACAGAUGGAAGAAAGGCGACCAAAUUUAGUUGCAGCACUCCGACAAAUGGGCGAUUUUUAUAUGGAACUAAAGUGGGAUUUUCAAAGUUGGG
Molecule: messenger RNA, 1159 nt
Organism: Orussus abietinus
Lineage: Eukaryota; Metazoa; Arthropoda; Insecta; Hymenoptera; Orussidae
Product: ankyrin repeat domain-containing protein 13C
Cellular component (GO): cytoplasm
Molecular function (GO): protein binding
Source: RefSeq, a predicted model, not a curated record